CCGGACGUGUGUCACGAGGCAAGCUGAACGGCUUUUCGACUCUGCACCGGCCAGCCCUUGCCGGGGCCUGCUGAGAUGGGGCCUUGCCUUGCCUGGAGGCGUGUUCAGCGGCGAUAUAUUCAAGAUUUACGCUAAGGCGGCAGGCAUGCUGGCGGUGCUGGUGGUGCAAGGAGUGCUAAUGCUGGCGGCCUUCUGUGAAGGCCACUGUCCUGCCAGCUGCCGCUGCAGCGACUAUGUACACAAGACAUUCUGCCGCGGCUCGUGCGACGGUUCACUGCCACCCGAUAUUAGCCCCCAAACAGUAGAUCUCUCCGCCAUCGGCUACAACCUCACUGUGCUGCGACGCCGCGACCUGCAAGGGUGGCCGGGCCUCACGGACCUCACCCUCGACGACAACCAUGUGUUUGAGGUGGAGCCAAACACCUUCCACGACCUGGCGGGCCUGGUGACGCUCAGCCUGCAGGACAACCUGUUCGAGCGAUUGGACCGCGACUUGUUGGCGGGCUGCCCCAGGCUCGAAGCACUCCACCUCGGCCAGAGCUCUGCACUCAGGUUCCCUGCUGACGGCAGCUUCCUCAACUCUGCCUCACUCAGGUCGCUGUUCCUCGAAAACUGCCGCAAGCUGAGCACUCGGCGCGACUUUAACAGCAGCGCCGUGGUCCGAGUCCUGGACAUGCGCCACUUUGCAGGACUGAAAAACCUCAAAGAGCUCUCCGUCAGGAACAGCGGGAUCGAUAUCCUGGAAGUUACUGUCCCCAUAGAGUCUUGCAGCCUCGUUAGCUUCGAUCUGAGGAACAACUUCCUCGAGACCAUACCCUCUGGGUUCUUCAUGCCCUUUUUGGCACUCGAGGUUCUUUACUUGGGCAACAACAAGCUGGAAAUCCUCUCUGUCGGCGUUUUUACCCCACUGAAGAUCCUUAAAAGGCUGUUCCUGGGCAGCAACAGCCUGCAGCAGCUGAGCGAGGGGUUGUUCGAGGGCCUAACGAGGCUGGAGUUGUUGGACCUGAGCGAGAACAAUUUGGUGAGGCUGGAUGCUGGCUUGUUCCGUGGUCUGGGCAGUCUGCGCGCGUUACUGCUUGCUGACAAUGCCCUCACCAGCCUCGAUGGAGCGCUCCUAGUGCCACUCAAGAACCUCGAGUCGCUGGACCUCACACAUAACCCAAUGGAAACUGCGCAAGCAUCGUGGUUCUCGGCGCUGGAGAGUCUGGACGAGGUGCGGCUGACCACGCCGUGCGAUUGCGCCCUACGGCGGCUGUGGGAGGACAUGGUGACAGCGAGGGUACGGGUGGUCGCCUCAUGCGGAGCCAUAGGUGAGCUGACCAAUGACUCGUUCUCUGGCCUCAGCUGCACCUCCGCCAUGACCGCAGGUGCUCUCGGCUCCUCUCCGGCAGUGUGGAUCUCCGUGGUGACCUCGCUGACAUUGCUGCUGGCCGUUACAGGAGUCAUCGCGGCUGUGGUCGCCUGUCACCGUAACAGGAGGGCACUAGCCGUAGACCAUGGCUCUUACCACGGGGUGUCGACCGGCGACACGCUCGUCCUGCCCAGUAAGCCCUGCAGUACCAGGCCCCCUUCCAGGCCUCCUAACUUGCAGCCUGACGAGGACUGAGGCACACUGACCUUCGGAUCCUGUCGGAGGUUUGUGGAGUGGUGCAGCUUUAACUGUGAACUAUUCUAGUGGGUAUCGUUCACAAGACUUUGGCCUGCUAAAUUGUAGUUAUUAUGCUCGAUUAUGUACUUUUUAGUGGCCAGCUACCAUUUGGUUUAUUUUUAUUUCAAAAAUCAUGUUCACAAUUUUUUGUAUAAUUUUCUUUAUUCAUACAACUGUACAGACGUGAAGUUAUUUUAAUGUUUUUUUUAUAAGUUCUAUGUAAAUCGGAUUUUUAAACUAAGUUAAAUCAUAAAGUCAUAAAGAAGCAAAGUUUAAUUUUUUUUUUCUUAAAUAACAACACGUUCUGCUUAUUUAGUAAAUGUGAUAGUUCGUGAUUUAAAAUUUCGUCAUGUAGAUAUGAAUGGUGGUAUUUCUUCAUGUACUAUUUUUAACAUGAAUUUAAAAUUGAACGAAAUUAAUUUUAUUUCGCAGAAGUUCGUUUUCUCUAAAUUCACUCAGUGCUUGCUGUUUCCAGCUUCAUCUGGGUCUCUGUGGUCACUGAGGUUCAUAUAGAAUUUACGGCUGAUAGUUAGGUGAGUAAGUAAGCAAAGAGAUACUAUGUUUUUGUGGAUAGAUAACACGCUUCCCACCAUGGUAGCUGCAGCCAUUAUGCAGCAGGACCAAAUGAUGUAUGUUUGCAAGUAUGAAAUGUGGCGGAUGUUGCCGAGAAACAGUUGGGUCUCUCCAAUGGAGCAUUCCGUCGCUGCUUCUUCCACAUCGCUCCCCCUCGCCGUUUACAAUGACCUAAUGUUGUGUGUAACCACCCGAAGUUUAGGCCAGGUGAGUUCAGCAGAUUAACCAAGUGUAUUUUUCUUGUAUAGUAUCAUUCUAAAAAUUCAAUUUGUUUGUUAUUUUUAAUUAUAAAAAAAUUAUUUUGGAAAAAUGUAUACAUUUUCUGUUUCUUAUAAUCUCAAUUUAUUUUAACAACAUGUUUCAGUUAGAAACAACUACAAAACCAUAUUCAAAUUUUCGUAGAGCCUCCACUACAAUGUGUCUCGUAUGAAUGUUUUUGUUUUUUAAUUAGCUCAAUAAACUGAUUUUCUUGUAAAAUCUAGAAUUUUGUACGUAAAGUGUUGUA
Molecule: messenger RNA, 2726 nt
Organism: Bacillus rossius redtenbacheri
Lineage: Eukaryota; Metazoa; Arthropoda; Insecta; Phasmatodea; Bacillidae
Product: insulin-like growth factor-binding protein complex acid labile subunit
Exons: 2
Coding region: 146-1606 (486 amino acids)
Cellular component (GO): plasma membrane
Molecular function (GO): protein binding
Source: RefSeq, a predicted model, not a curated record